AUGCUCCUCACAAAAACCCUCAACGGGACCGAAAUCUCCUACGACACCACCGGCUACGCCACAGGACCCCCACUCGUCUUGCUAACAGGCUGGGCCCACGACCUCCAGCUCUACGACCUCGUCCUGCCCCAUCUCGCCCACAAGUUCAACGUCAUCCGCAUAAACUGGCGCGGCCACGGGCCGUCCCGAGACCCCAUACCGGACUUUGGGGUCGCCGAGCAAGUCAGCGAUACCAUUGCGCUUCUGGACGCGUUGGACGUUGAUACAUUCCACCUCGUCUCGCACUCACAUGGCGGGUGGGCGGCUCUCGGGCUUGUUGAGAAGCUCUGCUCUAGCAGUAGUAGUCGCGUCCUGUCUUUGUUUAUGAUCGACCAGAUCAUGACCGACCCCCCACCAGAGUUCGCCUCCGGGCUCAUCGCAAUGCAGGACAAAGCGAGCUGGAAAUCGGCACGGGAAGGCCUCUUCGCCAGCUGGCUGGCCGGGAGUGACAACGCUGCGGUGCGAGAUCACUUUGCUUAUAGUUUCGGGCGGUUCGGAUACGACAUGUGGGCGCGUUCAUGCCGCGUGAUUGCGGGGGCGUACGCGGAGCAUGAGAAUCCAAUGAAAAGGAUGGAGGUGCUUGCUGCGGAGCGAGGGGGCAAGAUCUGUCCGAUUCGGCAUGUGUUUUCGCAUCCGCGCGGGAAUGAGGCGUAUCGGGUGAGGCAUGAGAGCUUUCAGACUGGAAAGGGGAGCGGGUGGUUCUCGUGGAGGGAUUUGGGGGGCGCGACGCAUUUUCCGAGUUUGGAUUGUCCGGGGCUUGUGGCGGGGGAGAUUGCGGCGUUUGUCGAGAGUGUGAGUCGAGAGCCGUGA
Messenger RNA from Aspergillus calidoustus, 849 nucleotides. The record is from the annotation of a GenBank genome assembly. NCBI's taxonomy places the organism in Eukaryota, Fungi, Ascomycota, Eurotiomycetes, Eurotiales, Aspergillaceae.